Meira miltonrushii is the source of this 1280-nucleotide messenger RNA. RefSeq lists its product as uncharacterized. The record is from RefSeq and is a predicted model, not a curated record. Gene Ontology annotation, cellular component: nucleolus. The transcript is spliced from 2 exons. Lineage: Eukaryota; Fungi; Basidiomycota; Exobasidiomycetes; Exobasidiales; Brachybasidiaceae. Bases 13 to 903 code for a protein of 296 amino acids. Gene Ontology annotation, molecular function: rRNA (adenine) methyltransferase activity.
AUCUAAUCAAAGAUGGCCGAGGAGGAUGGCCAAGGGACACCAAAAACGUCCAAGAAAGCAAAGAGGGAGCCACUACGAAGACCGCGUGGGAAGAGGGGAGGAAUAAAGAAUCGUAAAGACAAGUCGAGCACUUCGGCAAAGGUCACUGGCGAAAAGCCAACGAAAGCGAAGACGACGGCAAUGCAUGCGACUCAAAUUGCACUGUUUCAUACACUUGAAAAGAAGUUGGCUCAAACGCAAGACGAAAAGGAAAGAGCUGUCAUCUUGCAACAGCAGGAAGCGUUAGGUGGCUUGCAGGCUUAUCAAGAUGCUAGCUUGUUCGGAGGCGAUAAGCAGAGAGGAGGGGAAACUGGGAAAUGGUGUGCUCAACAAUUGAUGGAGAUCAGAGGGAAAGAAAAGCUACGGCUUUUGGACGUUGGUGCACUUUCAGGAACGGCGUACGAUAAGUACGAUUGGAUUGAUACGAUCAGCAUCGACAUAAAUCCACGCAACGAUCAUGUCUUGCGGUAUGAUUUUUUCGAUUAUCCGACACCCACCAAAAGCAACGGCGAAAAUUUUGACGUUGUUGCAUUAAGCUUAGUGGUGAACUUCGUUGGUGAUCUAGCAGACCGAGGAAGAAUGUUAUUGCAUGCACACAAGUACCUACCUGACGAUAAAAGAGGGCUCUUGUUCCUGGUCUUGCCGCUGGCAUGCGUGCAAAACAGUCGAUAUUGCGAUCAUGCCAGACUUCGUGCAAUUCUCGCUUCGUGUGGAUGGGGAAACGUCGUUCGACAGCAUGAUUCUGCAAGGCUAACGCAUUGGCUAUGCGAAGAAACAUCGAAAAAAUGGGAUGGAAAAGUAUGGAAAAAGGAGGAAAUCAAAAAAGGAGUAUCCUUGAACAACUUUUGCAUCAUCGUUCGAUAAACAUAUAUCGCAAUCUUCAUGAAAGACAGAAUGCCAGACCGAAAGGAGCCUGCAUCAGGCUCACACAUUGAAACAAAGGAGGUGUACAACCUACUUCUAGCACAAAGGCGUGCGAAAGGAUUUGGUUUCUUGCUUGAAGCAAACAUUGCAAGAGAGUACUUGAAUUAUGAAAUACCAAUGAAGGUUUGGACCAAAUUGCAUGAGCAAUACUGUAUUUGUAAGAAUGUUAUGUAUUAUACAGAUUGUGUACUUUAUUGUGCUACCGGUCGCCAAUGUCGAAAUACAACUCUGCAAAACAGUGCCAAAAGCAAGCAGAUGAAAGUACAAAUGCGCUUAGACAGCAGGAUGACGAUAUCAAAGCCGGGUAUGAGCUUUCC